Poecile atricapillus (Black-capped chickadee) is the source of this 1532-nucleotide messenger RNA. RefSeq names its product HORMA domain containing 1 (gene HORMAD1). Lineage: Eukaryota; Metazoa; Chordata; Aves; Passeriformes; Paridae. The transcript has 13 exons. Bases 334 to 1401 code for a protein of 355 amino acids. The record is from RefSeq and is a predicted model, not a curated record.
AAAGGCGCCGUGAGGGUGAGGCGGUUCCUUCAUCUCCCUCUCACCUCACAUUGUCCUGCAGUUUUUCGUCGAUUAUCUCGCUACUCACCCACACCUCACCUCGCCCUCACAGCCGAGGUUUUGUUGGCCGUCGCUGCUGUGCAGUGUUCUGUCUUCGCGCUUUCAUCUUCCCCCUGCCUCAGUUUCCCUCGAGGAAGCAGGUGGCGUUUUCUGGGCUGAGGCUGCUGGAAAGCGGCUCCUUCCUCACAGCGGGGCCGAGCUCGGCUGCGUGCUGUGAUCAGGAGGGUUUAUGGAGGAUUGCUGAGGGGAGGCACACACAGGAGUCUCUGCAGAAUGGCAACUGCUCAGAAGCAAAGGAAUUCUGUGAGUGCAGUUGUAUUUCCCAAGAAAAUAGCCACAGAGCAGCAAUCCCUGAUGCUGGUGAAGAGGCUCCUGGCAGUGGCAGUGUCUUGCAUCACGUACCUGAGGGGAAUCUUUCCUGAAAGUGCCUAUGGAACCAGAUACAUGGAUGAUGUCUCUGUCAAAAUUCUGCGGGAAGACAAAAGCUGUCCUGGCUCUACCCAGCUGGUGAAAUGGAUGCUAGGAUGCUAUGAUGCCUUGCAGAAGAAAUAUGUCUGUACCCAGCUGGAUGAUCCUCAGACAGUCACAGAGUGUUACCACUUCAAGUUCACGUACACCCACAAUGGGCCGCUCCUGGAUUUUGGCAGCAAGGACAAGAAGGCAGACUCCACCAUCACCUGUGCAGACACCAAGAAGGCCAGCAUCCUCCUCCUCCGCAAGAUCUACAUCCUGAUGCAGAACCUGAGCCCGCUGCCCAACGAUGUCUGCCUCACCAUGAAACUCCUGUACUAUGAUGAGGUUACACCCCCUGAUUACCAACCUCCAGGGUUCAAGGAGGCCAGGGAUGAGGGGCUGAUGUUUAAAAUGGAGCCCAUUUACCUGAAUGUGGGGGAAGUGCCAACGCCUUUUCAUAUGCUGAAAUUGAAAAUUACAACUGAGAAACAACGCAUGGAGAAUGUUGAUAAGAACACCCUAAAGCAGGGAGAGACUGCUGAGCUUCUCCAGGUGUGUGGAGUGAGCACAGAUGAUCCAGAAGAAGAGAGCCAGGACAUGAAAGAGGAUCCUGUCUUGGAUAAUGAAGAUAAGAAUCAUGUAAAUACUUCAGAAGAAAAGAAUUCAACUCAUGAAGAGGAAGCUGGAGGGAUCCAGACUCCCCAACUUGUUUCUAAUUCUCAGGUUGAUCAUUUGACCCAUAAAACGUCUCAGCUGAUUGUGUCAGAGAGCAGGACAAGAAGUGGAAAGAUAUUCCAAAGCUGCAUUGUGCAGCCGGCUGAGCUCCCCUCCAGCCAGGACGUGCUGCCCAAAAGGAGGAAGCUCAGCGAGCCCAAGGAGCAGUUUUAGCUGCCCACCUCCCGCUGGCCCGAGUUCUCUGCUCCCAUUCUCUUGUUCCACGUCACUGUUGGGUUUUAAGGAUCUGUUCUGCUCCAUUAGCAGUCCCCCAGGAGUGUGUUUUAAGGAAGGAAAAUGUCAGG